AUGCGAGGAAAAAGUAUUGGGCCCGCCAGACGCGCUCUAUUUCAGUCUCGCGCCAGUUCGUCGCUGGCCGAGCGCCUGCAAGGGCUGACGACCAGGACGCUCCCCUUGACCUACGACUAUCUACAUCCCCAGCCAUCACAUCUGCUGAACCUGACACUAUUGGAUCUCCUACGCCAGCCCCCUUCAGACCAUCAUAUCACUCUCCCUUCGAUCAGGAACCCUCCUCGCUUGCCCCCCGGCCACCACUUGAUCUACUUCCCGCCGCAGGUCCCCUUGUCGCAACUCCUGCCCGAUGGCACGGAUACCCUUCACACCCCUGGUGAGCCUUUCGAUCGGCGACUUUGGGCAGGCGGAAGUGUCAAGUUUGCCGAUCCUGGGCUUCUGCUCAAUGGCCGCCGGGCUGUGUGUAUUGAAUCCAUCCGGAAUGUGGCCGUGAAGGGUCGCGAAGGGGACGAGAAGGUGAUUGUCACCAUCGAACGGCGCAUUGGCACCGUUCCCGAAGAGGAAACAGCCGAGAAAACCUGGGAGCGGAUCUGGAAGGGGAACGCAGAUGACCCGGGGGAGUCGGCGGUCGUGGAGAACCGGGAUUUAAUCUUCAUGCGGCCCAAGAGCGAAGAGCAGCUUCGGCACGACCAGGAACAGUUUGGCGCGACGAGUAGGAUCGUCAAACGUGAGAAGAAAACUAACUACACUUGUAAAUCUAACCAAAAGCUGACUCUGAAAUCAGCGCCGGCAGACCCAGCAUUUCGGCAUGUCAUCACGCCCACCCCGGCCCUGCUGUUCCGCUUCUCGGCGCUGACGUUCAAUGCGCACUCGAUCCAUCUCGACCAGAACUAUACCCGCCAGCGUGAAGGAUAUCGCAAUUUGCUGGUCCAUGGCCCGCUGACCCUCACUCUGCUGCUCAGUGUACUGCAGAGACAUGUCGACCAUCCGAUCCGCAGCAUCGAGUAUCGCAAUUGGGCGCCGGUCUACGUGGAAGAAGAGAUGGCGAUCUGCGGCAAGCGCAAGAGUACCGGGGCGUGGGAUGUGUGGAUUGAGGGCCCAGACGGCGGACUGGCCGUUCGUGGCACGGUGACUACAUAG
Molecule: messenger RNA, 1083 nt
Organism: Penicillium riverlandense
Lineage: Eukaryota; Fungi; Ascomycota; Eurotiomycetes; Eurotiales; Aspergillaceae
Exons: 1
Coding region: 1-1083 (360 amino acids)
Cellular component (GO): mitochondrion
Molecular function (GO): (3R)-hydroxyacyl-[acyl-carrier-protein] dehydratase activity
Source: RefSeq, a predicted model, not a curated record